CACUACGGAAGUGCAGAGAGGAAACAGCAGCAUUCGCAGCUCUGGUGCCGCUCAGUUUGGAUUCUAAAGGCGGAUAAAGCCCAUCAUAAUGUCGGGAUUUGACUCAAACCCGUUUGAAGAGACAGUCGACGUCAAUCCUUUCCAGGAUCCGUCUGUCACUCAGGUGACCAACUCUGGAAUCGAUCGCAUUGAAAGUUUCAGUCCGUUUCCUGAUGGGAACUCGGGAAGCACCAUCCCAACCUCCAGCACCCCGUCUCAACCCGCUGUCCUGCAGCCGUCAGUGGAUCCCAGUCCAAAGGCCACAGCUGCAGCUGCGCAGGCCAAUCUGCUCAAACAGCAGGAGGAGCUGGAGAGGAAAGCAGCUGAGCUGGACCGACGAGAACAAGAGCUGCAGAGCCAAGGAGCACCUACAGGCAAACAGAACAACUGGCCUCCUCUCCCCAAAUUCUUUCCCAUCAAGCCUUGCUUCUACCAGGACUUCUCUGAGGAGAUCCCGCCGGAGCAUCAGAGACUCUGCAAGAUGGUGUAUUACCUGUGGAUGUGGCAGUGUAUGACGCUGUUUCUCAACGUCCUGGCCUGUCUGGCGUAUUUCACCGCUCACGCAGCAGCAGGCAUGGACUUUGGCUUCUCCAUUCUCUGGUUCAUCCUUUUCACUCCGUGCUCCUUCCUCUGCUGGUACCGGCCCGUCUAUAAAGCCUUCAGGUCUGACAGCUCCUUCAAUUUCUUCCUCUUCUUCUUCGUCUUCUUCGCUCAGAUCGUCGUGUCUGUGAUCCAGAGCGUCGGCAUUCCUUUAUGGGGAAACAGCGGCUGGAUUAAUGCCAUAACAGCGUGGGGCAGUAAUAAAGCAGUGGGCGUCAUUAUGAUGGUGGUGGCGGCCUUCUUCACGACAGGUGCCGCGCUGUCUAUCGUUUUACUGAAAAUGGUUCAUUCCAACUACCGUCGCACUGGCGCCAGUUUCCAGAAGGCACAGCAGGAAUUGUCCCAGGGCGUCCUCACAAACCGCACCUUCCAGAGCGCAGCCGCCAGUGCAGCCACCUCAGCCGCCCAGAGCUCUCUGCAGAGGAACUAGGUCCAGGAAGCACCUCCAAGAUCACAAGAUCAUUGGCCUGGCGGUCCACGCAGAACCCAAAGCCCAGCUACGGUCCCAAACGUCGCCCUCGUUCACCUGCUUUGGUUCUUGAUCUUGAUUUGGUCCCAGUUUGGUCUUUAGACUGCAGAGGCACUACUUUCAUGUUUUUUUUUUUUUUUUUUUGUGGUUUUUUUUGGAAACUGAAGGUAUGAAGUGUGUUUGUAUAUUUGUAUGUAUGCAGAAAAUGUCCUGUAUCCUUUUUGACCUCGAUUAUACUGUAUAUAAAGUAAUUUAAUGUUUCCCCGUCAUCCUUAGUGGUACAGGAGUGAUCAGUGUCCUUAAAUUAAAAAAAUGAUCAUGAAAGGAUCUCAAACCCUUCUCGCAGCAACGGUGAAGUCCAGUUAUAUGCAUGUUUAAGUCAUGAAGGUUUAUGCAAUUCUGCUCUAGUUAAAAAGCAUGUGCUUUCAUUCCUGUAAUAUAAUUUGAUUUUCAUUCCGUAUUAGUGCCAAAAAACAUGAGGAUGAUUAGAAUCAUUUCCUCGGAAUCUUGACGGACACAGAGAACAUUACUAUUAUUGUCUUAAUCGUAAGACUGAAGGUGGGAUGUGAUGUAGGUUUUUGCUUUGGGUUUGUUUCACGCAGCACAAGUGUUUGGUAACCAUGUAGAUCAUUGAUCAUGUGUACGGGCUUUUUAGGCUACUGAUUGUAAACAGUCGAAUCAAAAUAGUUUUACAUAAUACUAAAUUUUACAUGUUUUUUUUUUUUUAGCAUUGGAAAGUCCUAGCUUUUGAAACAAACGUGUAAAAGGGUUUGCAGGAAAAUGGUCCAGAAAUGUACGUUAACAUAAAAUGCCACGUACCAGAAAGGGUUAUAUAAUUUUGAUGAGAUGAGAUCUUAAGAUAUUUUUCAACGGUUGUAAGUACUUAACUGAAGUUUGAGCAAAUAAAUUUUUUUCUGAUUAACA
Megalobrama amblycephala (Wuchang bream) is the source of this 2032-nucleotide messenger RNA. RefSeq names its product secretory carrier membrane protein 2 (gene scamp2). Gene Ontology annotation, cellular component: recycling endosome membrane; trans-Golgi network membrane. Lineage: Eukaryota; Metazoa; Chordata; Actinopteri; Cypriniformes; Xenocyprididae. Gene Ontology annotation, biological process: protein transport. The transcript has 9 exons. The coding region runs from base 89 to 1069 and encodes 326 amino acids. The record is from RefSeq and is a predicted model, not a curated record.